Molecule: messenger RNA, 2937 nt
Organism: Daphnia magna
Lineage: Eukaryota; Metazoa; Arthropoda; Branchiopoda; Diplostraca; Daphniidae
Product: hybrid signal transduction histidine kinase G-like
Exons: 2
Coding region: 1438-2751 (437 amino acids)
Biological process (GO): DNA recombination; DNA integration
Molecular function (GO): DNA binding
Source: RefSeq, a predicted model, not a curated record
GCUAGAAUUUAUUGCUGAACCCCCCUUUCAACAUAGUAUACCGCCGAACGCAUCAAUGGAUGCCGUUCAGCUAGAUCUUUGUUCAGCUGAGGUGGAGUCUCUCAUCAAAAAGGGCGCGGUAGUAGAGACAGAGGAGAAAGGGGGCUACGUCAGCCGAUACUUUCUUGUCCCAAAGAAAGGACCAAACGAAUGGAGGCCUAUCAUUAACCUAAAGCCUUUGAAUCAGUUUCUUUCUUGCCGCCAUUUUAAAAUGGAAGGGAUUGCCACAGUUCGUCACACAGUGAGGCAGGGGGAUUUUCUGGCUAAAGUCGACCUUACUGACGCCUACUUUACUAUUCCGAUUUUUCGAGGCCAUCGGAAAUAUUUACGCUUUCGUUGGGGGCGUAAAACAUUCGAGUAUACAUGUCUACCCUUUGGUCUUUGUGCUUCACCUUGGGUUUUUACUAAACUAUUGAGAGUGGCCGUCACUUUUUUGCGUCGUUCCGGGAUCAGACUCGUUAUUUACCUUGACGAUUUGCUGAUCGUGGGCACUACUACUCAAGAAUGCAGCGACGCAGUAACACAAGUCAUUCAUGUUUUAGAAUCUUUGGGAUUCUUAAUCAACUUUAAUAAAUCUGAAACAGUCCCCACGCAAUGCAUCGAGUACAUAGGGCUUAUCACCAAUUCCGUCCCCAUGUCGUUCUGCCUCACCGAUAAAAAGAUUUGCGACAUUCGUCGGUUAUGCACCGAAAUUUUAAAAAAGGGGAAAGGUUCUCUUCGUCAACUGGCAAAGAUAAUAGGGAACCUUAACUGGGCUUCUUAUGCAGUAAAUUUUGCUCAAGCGCACUUUCGUAGCUUGCAGGCUACCUUCAUUUCAUCUUCUCGAGCCAAUAACGACAAUUUAGACGCCGUUAUUUAUCUGAAUGACGACAUUCGUGCGGAUCUGAAGUGGUGGACCACUUCCGCCGAUUUUACCUCCGGCAAACCUCUGCUUCUCUCACGACCGGAGAUGCGCUUAUCCUCCGACGCUUGCCUCUCGGGCUGGGGGGCAGUUUGUCUCGACGUCAAGACGGGUGGGCCUUGGUCCGGAUCCGAAAUUGGUCGCCAUAUUAACAACCUAGAGAUCCUUGCUGCCCUUAAAGCCCUCGAAUGUUUCGCUUCUUCUCUCUCUAAUUGCACAAUAGAGAUCGGGAUCGACAACACCACCGCAGUUAGCUACAUUAACAAACUAGGCGGGUGCCGGUCAAAGGACCUUUGUGACGUCUCCCUGCGCAUUGCCAAUUUUUGUGAAGAGAGGAAAAUUUUUUUAACCGCCAUUUUUGUUCCCGGCACUGCGAAUGUUCUCGCGGACGCAGAAUCAAGACGCUCCCUCUCGGCGGGCGAUUGGAGACUUUCUCCAACAGCUUUCAUGUCCAUCUGCCUUCAGUGGCCAGUCCAAGUGGACCUUUUUGCGUCAGAAUGGAACCAUCAACUGCCACGGUUCGUCAGUUGGUUCCCACAACCGAAAUGCUGGAAAGUAGACGCUUUCAGCUUCCCAUGGAAAGGGCUAGGCGCGUUUUGUUUUCCCCCGUUCAGCUUAAUUCCAUUCUGCCUGUCGAAACUGAUGAGAGAAGAGGCGGAGGCAAUUUUUGUCACCCCGUACUGGCCGAGCCAACCAUGGUUCCCGAUCAUAAUGGACCUCGCCGUGGCCGUUCCGCGACUAUUACGUCCGUCGCCGGACCUUCUCACAUCUCCUCUGGGAGAGAGUCACCCACUGGUACAAGACGAUUCCAUCCGCCUGAUCGCCUGGAAACUCUCAGGCUCCGCUUUACUGAGAGCGGAGUUUCAGAAGACGCUUCAGCCCUCAUCCUCUCCGCAACACGAAAAAAUACAAACGCUGCAUACCAGAGCGCUUGGAAUUUUUGGAGAAAUUGGUGUGCUACGAGGGAAAAGGAUCCCUUGUCUCCUAGCUCCGCAGAUAUAAUUAAUUUUUUGGCUGAAUAUAGCGUAGGAAGGAGCUACAGAACAGUCAAUGUCGCCCGCUCUGCUCUCUCUUCUACACUUGCUGUAAACCCGGGUAAUGUUGCCGUCGGUGCUGACCCUCUUGUCAACAAACUACUCAAAGGCCUAUACAACAAAUCCCCCCCGACUGCCAGAUAUUCUCAAACGUGGAAUCCUGACACCGUCCUCUCAUAUUUUGAUUCCACAGCUGGGGCGACUCUUUCUCUCCUUGAACUGUCUCGGAAAUUAGUCACUUUAUUGGCUCUCUGUACGCUAUUAAGAACAUGUGAACUUUCUUCAAUAUCGUUGGAAUCGAUCGUCAUUUCCGAUUCUAAAAUGUCUUUUUCCCUGAGCCAACCAAGAAAGGCUCAACACUCCGGACCCCUUCAUCGAAUUUCCGUCGACGCCUGGCGUCUUAAUGUUUCAAUUUGUCCUGUCAAAUGCUUGGAAACUUAUUUAGACCGUACUGCGGCGUUGCGCGAUACCACAAACUCCUCCUCUCUCUUGCUCAGCAGCAACAAACCCCAUGGCCCGGCCUCUGUAGCUACAAUCGGCCGUUGGAUUAAAGAGCAACUCAAAAUAGCCGGUAUCGACACGUCUAUCUUCUCAGCACACUCGACUAGAGGGGCAGCAGCAUCCAAAGCGGUCUUAUCUGGUAUACCGAUUCAAACUGUCUUAGACGCCGGCCAUUGGGCCAGGGAGUCUACGUUCAAACAGUUCUACCACAGGGAGGUGGUCAAUGGACCAACCAACCUGAUCACUAGUUCCGUCCUUCAACCACCAUCAAUUUAAACGCCGGUUAACCCUCUGCUGUGCUGUGGUUUUCUCGCCCUUCUUUUCUGGAUACAAUAACGGUUACCGCGGCCGGAAGAAGGGACGAGACAACAACAACAAUUCAGGCAACUUCAAUAACAACGACUCAAGUUUCAACAAGAAGUGAUCAUGUUUACCUUCGUCGUUGUACCUCCUCCGUGUGGC